This is a messenger RNA of Hypoxylon trugodes, 2266 nucleotides long. RefSeq lists its product as uncharacterized. The record is from RefSeq and is a predicted model, not a curated record. NCBI's taxonomy places the organism in Eukaryota, Fungi, Ascomycota, Sordariomycetes, Xylariales, Hypoxylaceae. The transcript is spliced from 2 exons. The coding region runs from base 276 to 2174 and encodes 632 amino acids.
UCUACAUCCUGGUAUCAUUUGCGCUAUUGCUCUAAUCCCGACUGCUUUGCUUGUGACUUUUGCUUUAACGGUGCUGAAAGGUUUCGAUCUCUUGCCGAGGAUUUGUGGUGGCCGGUUAAAAUUACGGCGGCAAGGACGCCAAAACCACCCAUCAACAACUUUUCUUAGCCUCUCAGAUCCAGCGGGAGGGAGCUUUUCGACCACUGAGAGCAAUUUUAUCGGCCAAACUAAGGACGAGCCAACGGGGACUAUUGUUAGGCCCCAACCCGUUCAUCAUGCGAGACCAACAAUCCUCGGCUGCCGAUGUCCCUUCUCCCCUACGCGUAAUCAAGAGAGGGAAGUCCAUGCAGGUCCUCCGAAGCAGUCCGAGAAAGAUCAGUAGUGAAAGUUUCGAUAGUGGCCCUGAUCAACCGCUGACCGUUGUGAAGAGUCGGAAACCUCUCCGAAGAGCGAGUACCAGGAAGAAUCGAAGCAACGUCAAUGAACAAAUGUCUGGACGGCGCUUCGAAGCGAGAUCACGAAACUCCUCAGUAAAUACAAAUGAAAUACCUAGGUUUCAAUUAGAGCCUCCAGUUUCCAUGAAUGAGGGAGUCGCAGCUUUGAGUCAAGCUCAAGGUCCUAUAACGCCAAAGUGCAGAAAAGCUCCAGUGUUUCGGCGCACAUCGAGUCUACAAGCUGGCCGCCCCGUAUCCCCUACGUUUCUCACUAAACUACGCUCGUUAUCCAACCGAAGAGCGUCGUGUUCUAAACCGGGUCAUCAUGGCCAUGGCUCACGAAUUUUGAGCGACACUUCAGACUCAAUAUUCAGAGAUUCUGAUGAGCACGUAUCAAACACUUCGUGGGAUCAAUCGUCAUAUUCUGGUCUUUCAAUACCCGCUUCCCGCCUUAACGAAUUUGAUGCGCAUAGUCUGAGUGCCAAUGCUCGGGGUUUUGACAAUAACAUCCUUGAUCCUUAUUUACUCAUUCCGCAUGUGUCUAUCACACCAGAGUCAAAGUCUUUGAAUGAUGGGCAAUCAUACAUCUGGACAGCUAUUGAGAUAUCCGGUCAAUUGUCUUAUCCUCAUGCCAGUAACUCAAAUCACGAAUCGGCAUACUCUGGCGCUAAUCAAGCACCUUUUAUCCCCGUUCGUCAUUGCGAUGCCAGAUCGUCAAGAUAUGGAUAUCUAUAUAACAUAAAUGUAGACGUUUUGCCAACCACAGGAGGUAAUAUUAUCGAUCUCAUAGGUGAUACUACAAUCGGAACGAUAAACCCCGGUUCGAGUACCCUCAUAUUAGCUUGCAUUCGGCUAAGUGCUUCCCAAAUCCGGAAUUCUAAUAUCUCGAGUCGCGACUCAGAAAGUCUAAUCGCGGACCUCGAGUUUCAGCUUGGGGGUUCUCGGAUUGAAUAUGUCCACGUGUGUAUCAAUUAUUGCCACUCAGGCUUCCCAGUAUUUGAGAAUGCCACCACCGAGGAUAGUAUCUCAACCCACCAGACUCGCUUAAAGACGACAGUUACAGGCGUCAUAAAUCAACACGACCCAACUUCCGCAUGGUCCCCUAAACCAGUUUCCACAUCGAAUCCUCUAUUCGCCAUUAUUGCCUCGCAUUGGGGACCAGCUCGCGCCAACGAAAUCAUACGCAGGAUCACACCAAUUCGGCCAUACUCUCGUAGAGCAAUUAACCGAAUGAAUACACAAACUGAUAGAAGCGAAGACACUAUCAAAGCACCUGAGCGCAUUAGAACAUCCCCUCCCAUACCCCAACGCCAAACGAGUCUUAACCUCAAGUGCUUCUCUCCAGACCCAGCGAGAAAGAUUUGGACGGAACUACGUCGGACGUCGUCUGGCCAACGCCCAGCUUUCCAUGUCACCAGCAAGGCCAACCGCAUCCCGGCCGCAACAACAUUUGUGGAUGCGCCGAGCCCAGAGUCCAAGACGGACGUUCAGCGGCGCCGGGAGGAAAUACGGGACACUGCUACGCGUAACAGGAGGUCUAUCGGUGCAGAUAGCUUGAAGAGCCUAGUGCCAUCGGUGGCAGAAGGGAUAGAGGGUAAGGAGAACAGGCAAAGAAACAAGGUAGAUGAGACACCGAGUCCCCUUGAGCGGCAGGACGUGUCGUUUGAAGCACAGGGGCACAGACAUGGACAAGGCCGGAAGAGAGAGGGGCGGUGGAGUUUAGGAGGCUGGUGGCAGUAAAUGAUGGGUCAAAUGGAUGAGAAUCCGGUUAACAGAAAUAAUUAGCAGGGAAAUUUUCACUUUGGAUUCAAAUAGUCUAAUAAAAACUCAAU